AUGAUCAACAUGAUAUCCGAAUGUGGAGUGUCCUCUAUGACAUUUCUUGUUAUUGUAGCAUGUAUCAUACUAUCUACAAUUUUUUGGCGAACCUUCUUCAAGAAAUCACGAUAUCCAUUUCCACCAAGUCCUCCAGGCGAACCAAUAUUAGGACAUAUCCGAUUAGUUCCCACGGACGAUCCGCACUUGUACUAUCAAAAGUUGUCACAACAGUACAACACAGAUAUACUAUAUUUCAAACAAUUUCUUACUCCAGUUGUAGUCUUGAAUACUGUGAAAGCUGCAGAUGAACUUCUUUCUAGGAGAGGAGCUAAUUAUUGUGACCGACCUCGAUUUGUUCUAUUUGAGGUUAUGGGAUGGGGUAGAACCUUGACAUUUCUUCCAUGGGGAUCACGUUUCAAGGCACACAGAACACAUUUACAGACGGCCUUUACGAAGUCCAGUGUCGUACGGUAUCGAGAAGUACAAGAAUAUGAAGCACGUCAGGCUCUGCAUACUAUUACUCAACGGCCGGAUGACUGGGAAAUUGCCUUAAGGAGGUUUGCUUCUGCUAUUGUAUUGAGAGUAUCGUUUGGAAUCACUUUAAAGAAUGAUGAUGACGAGUACAUCAAAAUUGCAGCGGAUGCAAUCAAUGCUACGGGAAGUGGUGGAUCACCAGGAGCUACUGUCAUUGAUUAUUUUCCUUUCCUCGGCAACCUUCCUCACUGGCUCGUUCCUUCGAAAGCCAUAACUCAUGCGAAGAAUUGGGGAUCCGCGAUAAAACGUCUUCAUGAUGUUCCAUUUGCUGCUGCACGCAAGGACUUUAAUAAAGGGGCAGCUCAAAACUCUUCGUACGUAUAUCCUCUGCUUGAAAGAUAUGAGAAAAAUGAGUCCCAUAAUCUACCGAAUGACUUUGCCAUGGAAGAUAUCAAUGGUUCCGCUGCCGCUAUAUUUAUUGCAGGAUCAGACACCACCUUUGCAACGACUUUAGUGGGAAUUUUAAAUUUAUUACUCAAUCCUACUAUUUUUCACAAAGCAAGAAGUCUGCUCGAUCGGACUAUCGGACUAGAUCGUCUUCCUUCAUUAAAGGACAGAGAACACCCAGAUCUUCUCUAUAUCGAACAUAUUGUUCAAGAAAUAGUUAGAUGGCGACCUUUAUCUCCUCUCGGCGUCCCACACAAAAGUCUCAACGAUGACAUCUACAACGAGAUGUUCAUUCCCCAGGGUACGAAUGUAUUUUUCAAUACAUGGGCGAUGAGUCGCGAUGAGACGGUUUACAACAAUCCCGAUUUAUUCAAUCCAGACCGAUAUCUUCCAGUCGAGCAAGGUGGAGCUGGGGAACCGUAUCUCAAAGGACCGUUUGGGUUUGGCCGCAGAAUAUGUGUAGGUCGUCAUCUGGCAUUGGGGAGUGUGUGGAUUGUGUUGGCUACUUUGAUAUCUACGGUUGAUAUUUCGAAGGCGGUGGAUUCGAAGGGGGAGGAUGUUGAGCCGGUGGUGGGCUUUACGACGGGUCUAUCGAGACUGCUUACUGAUUGUUGUUGGUUUAGCCAUCCUCUGCAUUUCGAUUGCAGAUUUACUCCACGUUCGGAAGGAAUGGCUUCUUUGUUGGAUUCUUCUUUGUUGUAG
Molecule: messenger RNA, 1605 nt
Organism: Botrytis fragariae
Lineage: Eukaryota; Fungi; Ascomycota; Leotiomycetes; Helotiales; Sclerotiniaceae
Product: putative cytochrome p450 protein
Exons: 6
Coding region: 1-1605 (534 amino acids)
Molecular function (GO): heme binding; monooxygenase activity; iron ion binding
Source: RefSeq, a predicted model, not a curated record